Parnassius apollo (apollo) is the source of this 333-nucleotide messenger RNA. The record is from the annotation of a GenBank genome assembly. NCBI's taxonomy places the organism in Eukaryota, Metazoa, Arthropoda, Insecta, Lepidoptera, Papilionidae.
AUGGUUGCUCAGUGGUCUUUACAAAGCUGCAAAGAACCUUUACCUGAAACACCUACUAUUGAGCUGAAGGACUGGACCGAUGGGUAUUGCUGGGCAAGGAAAGAUUUAAGAAUAAAGAUUUUAUCAUCCAACACGGCAUACACUGAAUACUUGAUCCCAAGUAGUAGUAGUAGCCAAGUAAGAGAGGUGUCGUACGGUGAGCAGUGGUUAAACUUUGAACAUUACAAGAUGAAACAUUUUGCUUUCUGGAAAGUCACAGUGCCUAAACACGAAACACAAAAUGUAGAAUGGAGAAAAGGAUCCUGCACGUGCCCACAGUUGCAUAAAAAAUAG